AAGGUUUAUUGUUCUUAAUUCUUAUGGCCUAUGGGUUUCCUUCUUUUUUUUUUAUUUAUUUGUGUGGACUAGAUUUUGAUUUGUUUAGGGAAUAACUAGAGUUAUUUACAUGGAUUAUUGAUGAAUUAGAAUUGCCGACAGGAAUCAAAUUCCGAAUUCUUUUGAAACAAAUUCAAAUUCAAAUUCCCAAUUUUAUUUUUUUCGAACUUCGAUUGUUUGGUUUUAUCUAGUUUUGUCCUUAAUUCUUAUCUGCCUUUCUGUUAUUCUUAAUGAAUUAUUUAUUUCUCAGGAAAAAAAAUUGAUUGAAAAUCUGUGGCCGUCGAUUUUUGCUCUUAAGUCAUGGUUUAAAGUUUAGGGUUAUCGUUCAGGUACCGUCAGUCUGGCGUUGAAUGUACCAAUGUAAAGCUAAAGAGGGGCCUUUAUUUUCGUAUUCAUUGCCAGAAAAACAGGAGAAGGGAUUCUCCCUUUCAUGAGAUUGAAGUUUUUUCAUAACUAUGUUUGGUGAAAAAGGUUUGGAUCUCUUCUACAUGUAUUGGUUUAGUUUCCCCUGGUGGUAAAAAAAAACUCCCUUCACUCUGGCAGCUGCAACUAGCUUCAAGUCUUCUCGCACCUUCAAAUGGGUGUGGGAUAAUGGAGUGAUAUCUAUUGGUGUUUUGAGGAAAUCAAGAUCAUCACACAUUUGGAGAUUGUGUCGUGUCUUAGAGGGGCUGUCGCUCGAUUACGGUUAAGCAAAUGUAGGCUGUCUGUGGAUGUAGUUUUUCAGUUGGUCCUCCUUCUCCACAAUGGUUAUAUUUUCUUGUUUCCAUGCUCACAAUCAUAACCACAAAGUAAAGAAAAUGGACCAACCAUCUUCCGAAGCAAUGCAGAAAUCACUCCAAGAUCUUUCUCAAAGUAAUGUAUCAAAGAAUCCUCCUCAGAGUACAACACCUCCUCAGAGUACAACUCCUAAUCAAUUAUUGAUAAAGACUAAUGAUAAACAAGAUACCAGCAGAGCAAAUCACAUGGCUUCCAUCAUUGAGAAUAGCAGAAUGUCUAAUGAGACGUAUCGCCUGAAGAAAAGUCAGUCCCUAGGAAGCAUGCCAUAUGGGGAUGGUUUGGCUGGUGCAGACAACGACACCGAAGAAGGCAGAGUAUUUUCCUGUGACAGUUCCCAAUGUAGGCUUGAGAUUUCAGAUUCUGGAAAGGCUCGAGGAUUGGGCAUCUCUGAUCAGUUUAAAGACAUCAUAGCCUCAGACUCUAUUCGUGCAAGUUCUUGUGCUGUUAUUACAGAAGAAAUCUUCUCUACUGAUGACCCGGCAUGUAGAGAAACAGAAGGUGGGGAUAAUGCAGGCUGUAUGUUAUCUUUUGAUGGUGAUAAUAGGAAUUAUACACCUAGCAGCACCACACAAAUGAUUGUAAAAUCCUGUUCAAUGCCAAACUUUAAUGCCUCAUCACCUGUUUCUGGUGGUUCUCCCUCUAAGGAUUUCCUACCACCAUCGAGAUCUUCAGAAGAUCUCCAGCUCUAUGUUGCAAGGCAUGGAGAGAUCUCACUUCAUGAGAUGGAAGCCCAGGUAAAUGGAUUGCAAUCAAGAGAAGAUAUUGUGCAUGAAAAUGGGAGAACUUAUUAUGAAAAUUUGUCGGAUGACGGGAAAGAUUCUUCUUACUGUGAUGUUGAGCGGGACUGGAAGACAUCAGUUGUAGAUGAAAUAAACCCAAGGGAGACUCUACAAGAAGAAUCUGAAUCCUCGGUACAAUAUCUUAAUGAAUUGCCAACCAAUGACUUCAGGAUGAAGCGGAUUGAGGAGUGGGUCAGUGAUCUUCAAUUUUGUAAUUCGUAUGAUGAAACAACUGAAGUAUAUGAAUCUGCUGUUAAUGAAGUGAAAAGAGAUUCUAGUAUAGAAAUUGGUUCCAGUGUUGGACGAGUCGAUUCCAAAGCAACUGCAGGCAUGGAAGCUGCUAAGAGAUAUAUAUCUUCAAUGAAUGCAGGAGCCACUACUGCACAGUUGGCAAACCAUGGAUUGGUUGUGAUCCCAUUUCUUAGCGCAUUUGGAAGCUUAAAGGUGCUCAAUCUACCAGCAAACUCCAUAGGAAAAAUUACUGCCGGUUCUCUACCCCGAGGUUUACAUAGCCUGAAUUUGUCAAAAAAUAACAUUGCAAACAUUGAAGGCUUACGGGAAUUGACACGACUACGUGCUUUGGAUUUGAGCUAUAACCGGAUAUGCCGAAUUGGACAUGGCUUGGCUUCUUGCUCAUCGUUGAAGGAGUUGUAUUUAGCUGGAAAUAAAAUUAGCGAGGUAGAAGGUCUUCACCGACUCUUAAAAUUAUGCAUACUCGACCUACGCUUUAACAAGAUAUCGACAAUCAAGAGUCUCGGUCAACUCGCUGCCAAUUACAAUUCUUUGCAAGUCAUCAGCCUGGAAGGCAACCCAGCACAGAAGAAUGUUGGAGACGACCAAUUGAAGAAACAGCUGCAGAGCCUUCUUCCACAUCUGGUUUACUAUAACCGACAGCCCACCAAAGGCGGUACCUUGAAGGAUGGUACCGACCGGUCAGUCCGCCUAGGCAUAAGUAGCCAUCAGCUCGAGCAUGGUGCAAGACCAGAUCACAAGAGCGUGAGGAAGACUGCUCACAGCCACAGAAGCCAGGGAUUAGUCUCGCCUAGACGAUACAAGCUUCGCCAUGGAAAUGUCCAUGCCCUGCCCCCUACUGGAAGUAAAGUAAAUGGCAGUACUCGACAACACCAUCGUCUUGAAAUGAGCAGUAGGCAAUUAGAGUAUAAAUCGGACUCUCAUAUGCGACGGAGUCGGAGUGAGGGAACUUUGGCUGAUCUUUGAGUUAAUUAUUUAUUACUAUACUUAUUGAAUGAGUUAAGUUGUCUGAACUACUCUUUUGAACUAUGUUGCUUAGUGUUCAAUAAUCACUUUUGAGCUAAGUUUAGUGUUCAAUAAUCUCUCUCAAGUUCAAUGUUAUCAAAAUUUGAAUUUUCUUUA
This is a messenger RNA of Cucumis melo (muskmelon), 2969 nucleotides long. RefSeq lists its product as uncharacterized. Bases 783 to 2813 code for a protein of 676 amino acids. Gene Ontology annotation, molecular function: protein kinase binding. The transcript is spliced from 6 exons. NCBI's taxonomy places the organism in Eukaryota, Viridiplantae, Streptophyta, Magnoliopsida, Cucurbitales, Cucurbitaceae. The record is from RefSeq and is a predicted model, not a curated record. Gene Ontology annotation, cellular component: cytoplasm.